Castor canadensis (American beaver) is the source of this 1894-nucleotide messenger RNA. RefSeq names its product G protein-coupled receptor 137 (gene Gpr137). Gene Ontology annotation, cellular component: lysosomal membrane. The record is from RefSeq and is a predicted model, not a curated record. Lineage: Eukaryota; Metazoa; Chordata; Mammalia; Rodentia; Castoridae. Gene Ontology annotation, biological process: negative regulation of osteoclast differentiation; regulation of autophagy; positive regulation of TORC1 signaling.
AGCGGCCGCUGCCCUAAGAUAACGGGCAUCGGCCGGCUCUCCCCCUCCUGCCAGGCUGACACGAGCGACAAGGCCAGGGACUCCUCCGCCUCUGCAUCCCCUCAUCCCCGUGGCUCUGGGGCUGGCCCAGGGACAGACACCCCCAAUCCCCACCCCAUCUGCCCUGGAGAGGAAAGACUGCCCUUCCAUAUCCCACAGUGAGGACCCAGGGCCCAGGCUACCCAUGCCCGGCAAGAAGAACAAGGGUCUCUGUUGAGGAGAAAGGGCCGGCAGCCCUAACUUCUUUCUUCCUGAGUCCCCAUCUCUGUCACUGCGUCCUGCAAUUCCCAUCCCUCCGUAUUUAUUUCCCUGGCCCCUGGCCAGCCCUCCAUCUCUUGUCUUUGGGAUUCAGGCCUCUCUCCCUGACAUGGAGAGUAACCUGUCUGGCCUGGUGCCUGCUGCGGGGCUGGUGCCUGCGCUGCCACCUACGGUGACCCUGGGGCUGACUGCAGCCUACACCACCCUGUAUGCCCUGCUCUUCUUCUCUGUCUAUGCCCAGCUCUGGCUGGUGCUUCUGUAUGGGCACAAGCGUCUCAGCUAUCAGACGGUGUUCCUGGCACUCUGUCUGCUCUGGGCCGCCUUGCGUACCACCCUCUUCUCCUUCUACUUCCGAGAUACUCCCCGGGCCAACCGCCUGGGGCCCUUGCCCUUUUGGCUUCUCUACUGCUGCCCUGUCUGCCUGCAGUUCUUCACACUGACGCUUAUGAACCUCUACUUUGCCCAGGUGGUGUUCAAGGCCAAGGCGAAGCGUCGGCCAGAGAUGAGCCGAGGCUUGCUGGCGGUCCGAGGGGCCUUCGUGGGGGCCUCGCUGCUCUUUCUGCUGGUGAAUGUGCUGUGUGCUGUGCUGUCCCGCCGGCGCCGGACACAGCCCUGGGCCCUACUGCUGGUGCGAGUCCUGGUGAGCGACUCCCUCUUCGUCAUCUGCGCCCUCUCUCUUGCUGCCUGCCUUUGUCUCGUUGCACGUCGGGCUCCUUCCACUAGCAUCUACCUGGAGGCCAAGGGGACAAGUGUGUGCCAGGCGGCUGCCAUGGGGGGCGCCAUGGUCCUGCUCUAUGCCAGCCGGGCCUGCUACAACCUGGCGGCCCUGGCUUUGGCACCCCGGAGCCGGCUGGAUGCCUUCGAUUACGACUGGUACAACGUAUCUGAUCAGGCGGACCUGGUCAAUGACCUGGGAAACAAAGGCUACCUGGUGUUUGGCCUCAUCCUCUUUGUGUGGGAACUGCUGCCCACCACCCUGCUGGUGGGCUUCUUCCGGGUGCACCGGCCCCCACAGGACCUGAGCACCAGCCGCAUCCUCAGUGGGCAGGUCUUUGGUUCCCGUUCCUACUUCUUUGACCGGGCGGGGCACUGUGAGGAGGAGGCCUGCUCCUGGAAUCACAGCCGGAGUGAGAGUACCAGCAUGUCAGGUAGCCUAGGCUCUGGCAGCUGGUAUGGUGCCAUCGGGCGUGAGCCGGGCUGGUGCGGGGGUAGCCAGACGAGGACCACGCCUCUGCUCUUCUCCCAGGUGCCGGGACCUGGUGGCCACCACCACAGCCUCUACUCCACCCCACAGACGUGACCCUCCUCCCCUCCCCUUAGAACACCCAGGCCCCCUUACCCCAGGCCCCUGUGCCAAGUUUAUCUGCCGCUUCUUGCCCAGGAUUCUGGGGGCCAUGGCCGCCCACUCUUCUGGUCGGCUCCUUUGCUGCUCCUGUUGUAGUGAGCUUGUCCCAUUCCCCUAGGAUGGGGGACACAGCCCUGGCUGCCAGAUGCCCACAGCACCCUGGCAUGACCUGCCACUUCUGCUUCCACACUGGAGCCAGCUACCUCUCCUGUGCCUGCCACUUAAUAAACAGUGUCUGUGCCCCUCGAUUGU